Colius striatus (speckled mousebird) is the source of this 701-nucleotide messenger RNA. Its product is annotated as nucleoside diphosphate kinase. Gene Ontology annotation, molecular function: nucleoside diphosphate kinase activity. NCBI's taxonomy places the organism in Eukaryota, Metazoa, Chordata, Aves, Coliiformes, Coliidae. The transcript has 5 exons. Gene Ontology annotation, biological process: CTP biosynthetic process; UTP biosynthetic process; regulation of apoptotic process. The record is from RefSeq and is a predicted model, not a curated record. Bases 112 to 573 code for a protein of 153 amino acids.
GGCUCCGCCUCUCCGCAGGGCGGGGGAUCCGGUCACCGCCUGCCUCCUCCUCCCCUUUCUUCGGCGGCUGCGGUGCGGGUGGCAGCGGCUGCGGGAGCUCCGGAGAGCGCGAUGGCGGCCAACUGCGAGCGCACCUUCAUCGCCAUCAAGCCCGAUGGCGUCCAGCGAGGGCUGGUGGGAAAGAUCAUCAAGCGGUUCGAGCAGAAAGGCUUCCGCCUGGUGGCCAUGAAGUUCGUGCACGCCUCUGAAGACCUUCUCAAACAACAUUACAUUGACCUGAAAGAUCGACCAUUCUAUCCCAGUUUGGUUAAAUACAUGAACUCUGGACCUAUUGUGGCCAUGGUAUGGGAAGGUCUCAACGUUGUUAAAACUGGGAGAGUAAUGCUGGGAGAGACAAAUCCAGCAGACUCUAAGCCUGGUACCAUCCGUGGUGACUUCUGCAUUCAAGUUGGAAGAAACAUCAUCCACGGCAGCGACUCUGUGGAAAGUGCCCAGAAGGAGAUCAACCUGUGGUUCAAACCUGCGGAGCUCAUUGACUACAAAUCCUGUGAACAUGAUUGGAUCUACGAGUGAAAGGAGUUUCCACAACAAAUUGUGCCUUCUGAACAUGUCAUCUCAUUCCAGCUAUUGACCUGGGAGCAACUACCACCACGGUUAUCGUAGUCAUUGUCAGCAGUUUCAAAUAAAUAGAUAUGAACUAA